AUGAGACACUUGUUUGUGUUGGUUCAAGCGGCGCCCGAGCAGGACCAGGAACAGGACCAAGCCUUGGACGACGUUGGGCGAGGAACAACGGCUGCUGCGGCUGGGGCGCUGGUGCGGUCCGACUGGUUCUCCAACCCGCUGUUUCGUGGAUCGUACUCGUACCUUGGCACGGGCUCGUCGCCGGCGGACAUGGAGGAGCUCGGUCGGCCGCUAUCGGCUCCCGCGGGGGUCGACGCAGAAGGCACCGGGAGCGGUCCUACCGGCGACGGUAGGCGUCUUGGAGAAGAAGAUCGAGAAGAGCCUGCCGGAGAAGGUGAUGGGGGUGGUGGUUCUCUCUCUCGUGCGAGGGUUCUCUUUGCCGGAGAGGCCAUGCACGCGCGCUUCUUCUCGACGGCCCACGGGGGUUUCGAUACCGGCCGGCGUGCGGCGAGGGAAGUGCUGGCGAGUUGCGGCUUCAAAGAUUGCUCUGAUCCGCUGCACAAGCCAGAGGCGGUCGAAUUUGACGCUUGAUUUUGGAUGCAUUGACAAGGAAGCAGGUGGUGUCGAUGUGUGGUUGUACUACGACACCUGCUUCGUUCGGCAGCGAUGGUUUCAUGUUUAUCUCGACUUGGACAGUUUCUCCCGGCGGUGUGAUAUUCAUCCGCAUACGAAAAUGGGCAAAUUUUCUUUGCCUUGCCCUUUUGGAUGAUAAUUUGUUGUGAUAGCCAUUCUGUCAGGUAGAACGGUGAUAUGUUUUGGUCUUGAUUGGUUACGGCCAACUGGCGAAUUUAUCUUCCUCGUCUCUCUGCUGAAUGACCUGGAGUUCGCCGCGCAAGACCAAUUUAAACCAGCACUUGUGUUUCAUCGAAAUUCCCCUAGUAUAGACAGCUGGUUUCCCUGUGAAGGGCCAUUGAUAUAUUUUAUGUAAUCCUACAGCGGUUUUAGCUUCGCCCAAAGGUGCCUCCUUUUGGACACUAGGGGUUCAGCUACUUGGCUCUUUCGGUUGAGAAUGUACGGGGUGAGGUCACAUUGCCGAGAGGUAUGCGAUGACCAGACUUUUCCCUUCGAACCAGGAGCUUUCCAAUGCUCUCGAUUAUAAGAAGUCGCCACCACUCAAAGAACCCUUCUUAUUUUGCCCGAAGCCCGCAUCUUAUUUUGUCUUUGGGGUAGAUUUACCUUACAUCGAUAAUAUGUAGGUUGUGGUGUUGGCUUCUGUACUGAACACACGUCCUGCUGGUCAAGUUGUUUGGUCUCCAUAUUAUUAAGCCUGGUGUUCUCCCUCCGUAAGCCCCAGGUUCCUAGGUGGCGGUGCGUUCUAUAUGAAUGAAAAGUGUGUGUUCGAAACGUGGACACCUGAAGAUUUAGUAAGCCCCUCCUGUUAAACCACACACCUAUGGCGUCGUUUAGGGCAACUCAGAAUGUGCGGGCGCACCCUUGCUGAGUAGCAGGACAACAAGGGUAUCUACUACUACGACGGUUUGUGCGGUACUGCCUUCACCGAUGUGCGGAGACGAAUCAAUCAAGGGAGCUUUGUGUCCAUGUUGGACAUCGUUGGCAUGCCUAUUUCUGCGCUGGCAGUGAACAGGUCGCUGUGAAGCACACCCAAGAAGCGCAACACGUCCUGUUUGUAGGAGAGGUCGAAGCCCCGGUAUUCAUAGCAUUUGACAACGGGGAUUACUGUUGGAAGUUACGAUUGGGGAACUUUACGAAUGAAUGUGAUAUUUCUAUUUGCGCCUGUCUGUCAACAGGAAGUGUCAGAAUGAAGCAAAGGAUGGGAGAGGGAGAGACAGAGACAGAGACAGCGACAGUGAUGUCUACAGAGUUGUGGUUCUAAAGAAUUUGAGUACAGUAGUAGGGCUGAGAAAGGAAGAGUACCUAAGCGAAGAAGUAGGGGUGUCCUCAAUGUUCGUGAUAGUUGCUGCUGUUCAAUGGCGUGUAUGUAUGCCGAAGUAGGCUGGGCCGGAGCUAGUUGCAGUUUCUCACAUUGCUGGUGUUGCAACAUAUUGUAUUGGAUCAUAUGCAUAGGGCCGGAACUAUUUGCAGUUCUGCAGUUCAGCACUUUGCCAGUGUGUGUUCUGUUCAAUUCUG
Ectocarpus siliculosus is the source of this 2067-nucleotide messenger RNA. Lineage: Eukaryota; Phaeophyceae; Ectocarpales; Ectocarpaceae. The record is from the annotation of a GenBank genome assembly.